AUGUCUGGAAGCACAGGAGAACGUUCUUUUGCUGAUAUUAUUACCAGUAUUCGAUAUUGGGUCAUUCAUAGCAUUACUAUACCUUCCCUAUUCAUUGCAGGUUGGUUAUUCGUCAGCACGGGUUUAGCUUACGAUGUAUUUGGAAGCCCUCGUCCAAAUGAAUAUUUUACAGAGAGCCGACAAGGAAUUCCAUUAAUAACUGGCCGUUUUGAUCCUUUGGAACAACUCGAUGAAUUUAGUAAAUCUUUUUAG
This is a messenger RNA of Jatropha curcas, 252 nucleotides long. The record is from the annotation of a RefSeq genome assembly. NCBI's taxonomy places the organism in Eukaryota, Viridiplantae, Streptophyta, Magnoliopsida, Malpighiales, Euphorbiaceae.